Messenger RNA from Sander lucioperca (pikeperch), 2793 nucleotides. RefSeq names its product platelet/endothelial cell adhesion molecule 1 (gene pecam1a). Lineage: Eukaryota; Metazoa; Chordata; Actinopteri; Perciformes; Percidae. The record is from RefSeq and is a predicted model, not a curated record. The transcript is spliced from 15 exons. Bases 200 to 2593 code for a protein of 797 amino acids. Gene Ontology annotation, molecular function: transmembrane signaling receptor activity. Gene Ontology annotation, biological process: cell surface receptor signaling pathway.
UGUAUGAUAAGACGAGGAACACCCCCUCACCCCCAUCACCACCACCCCUGCCGGACACACCACAAGUUUGUCCUCCACACACUCCACCUCUCCCUUCCUACGGCCCUCCCCGUCCUUCUGACUGCCCUUUUGGCCUCUGUCUCUUCAGCCCUCUGCAGCUGUAUUUUCAUCUAACAGCAGUGAACCACCAUCACUCAAGAUGGACUCCAGACCCCCCAACCUGCUGCUGCUGCUUCUCACCUGCCUCCUACACUACUGGCAGUGUGCCAGAGGACAGUCAUCAUACACUAUAGAUAUCGUUGGCCUUACAAUCCUACCCAGCAGCACAGUUCAGAGCGGGACACCGGUGACCCUACACUGCCAGGUCAAAGUCAGUCAUGACAACAUCCCUCACCUGAAUCAUACUUUUCAGCUCACACGGGACGACAUUCCAGUCCACUCCUCUUCCACUGUAGAAGACACAGUCGUAUAUGAACUUAACCCGGCCAGGGCAGCUGACUCUGGGAGUUAUGAGUGUCGUGUCACAGUCAAGGACAAGAGCAAAGCAAGCUUCAGCCAAAAACUCAACGUCAGAGGCCUGCAGACCCCCAUUCUGCAAUUGAAUAAGACUGAACCCUAUGAGAGUGAGGAGUUCACAGCCACCUGCAGUGCUCCGGAUGAGAAAGGAUCCCUCAUCUUCCGGUUUUACCAGAGACUUAGGAAUGGAGACUUUGAGAAGAUAAAGCAGCCAGCGCCUAAUGGGAACUCGUCAGAGACCACACUGGUCCUGAGGAGGAUUGGAGACCACUACCUGUCCUGUGACUAUGAGGUCAAUUUGGUUUCUGGGGCCAGACGCUCCAACCGCAGCAACGAGACUUUAGUCAUAGUCAAAGGACUCUACAUUUCACCGGUCAUGAAUGUGCUGCCCUCCCCAGAAGUCUUUGAGGGUGAUAUAAUAGAAGUGGUCUGUAAAGUGGUGAAUCCACCGAAGAACGUUGAAGUAUUCCUGACGAGGAACAGGAGGAUCCUCAAGCAAGCCCUAGUCAGCCUCAAUCAUCGAUUGACUGCGCAAGAAGGCGACUCUGGGGAGCUUGUGUGCAAGGCAGAGUGGGGCAAUGUGCAGAAAGAAACCUAUCAAACAAUCACAGUCAAAGAGCUGUUUUCAAAGCCACAGCUGACCGUGAAUCCCAUAGACAUAUUUUUGGGAGACCGCUUCAAACUUACCUGCUCUGUCGUCAUUUAUUUUCCUGAGAGGAUCAGCAAUGAAAGCAUACAGUUCUCCAUCUACAAAGAUAACGUCAAACUCAACCAUGAAGAGACAUACAUCACUACGGCACACCCUUCUGAAAAUGGCAACUACACCUGUAAAGCCCUGGCUAUUUCUCUUACACACAGCAUUGAUAAAGAAAGCCAAACAGUUGUUGUUAAGGCAAAAGUUCCUCUUUCAAAACCCAUGUUGAGUGUGGUGGGGGGAACGCUGGUGUUGGGAAAGAGCUUCCAGCUGCUCUGUCACAGUGACAAUGGCACUCUGCCCAUCACCUACACCCUGCACCAACCUCACAUGCUGAGUGAGAGCAGGGUGGUAAGCAAGCAGGGGGAACAGGCCAUCUUUAACUCCUCAGCCAUCUACAAGUUUUCAGACUUAAAUAGCUUUCUGUGCCACGCGAAAAACAGACAAAACAAGCCUCCCAUGACAGGAUCAGGGCUGCUACGUUCAACCAUCAUAGAGCCCGUGUCAAAACCAGUGUUGACCAGGCUCCACGGCAUGGGGGACGUCUCUGAAGGGCAGGACCUGACUCUCGUCUGCUCUGUUCAGAGAGGCACUCUUCCCAUCACCUUCACCUGGUACCGCACUGAGACAGAGGGUGCACUCGCCACCCAGACCUCCAUGAUACUGGAAGGAUCCUACAACAUCAGCAUUGUCAGAAGAGAGCACCGAGGGGGCUACUACUGUCUGAGCACCAACCAGGCCAACGAAACCAAACAGAGCCACACUGUCAUGAUCGGAGUGAAGAUGGCUGGCUGGAAGAAAGGUUUUAUCGGUAUUAUUGUCUUCUGCAUCCUGCUCAUACUGGCAAUGAGCCCCAUUUUGGCCUUUAAAAGACGUCUCCUUUUAUAUAAGAGGAAAAGAACUGGCGAGCUGUCGGUGAAGUCAGCCAGCACCAAAAUGGAGCGGCUAAGCCUCACCCAGGCCGAGGUCAAUCAGGCUGCCAAUGUCACUCCAGGCAUGAUAGGAAAGAGUGUUUGGAGUGAACAUGCAUCAGGCUCUGAUUCUGAGGACCAGAAUAGUGUGACCGCUCCAGAAAAGCCAGAAACUCAAUACGCUGAGGUGCAGACCAGAGAGGCAGAUCCUAACAGAGCACUGGUGAAAAAGGGCACAGACACGGUGUACAGCAAAGUGCGUAACUCCAAGCAAGGUGUUCCAGAGCAGGCUGAUGGUCAGGGGUCAGUGGAGUAUGCACAGCUGAAUCAUGAUACAGAUCACCACAGUGACCACGGUAACCAUGCUGACCACAGUGUCCCGGAUGACUACAUAGAUGACAUUGACGACAGUGUUCACAUCAACACUGCGGACCAGGGGGAAUGCAAACAUGACCCAAUGCCCAACUGUUAACUGACCAACAAGAAUAUUUAUUCCCUUAUUUAUCCGGCUCGUUAAUGCAGCUGGAAUGUUUUGCUCUAAAAGACCUUAAACAGCUCUAAGCAUUCAUGUACUUUUUGUAUUUUUGUAACACUUUGCAAGGAACAUCCCACAUUGUAAAUUCACUUGCUUUGUUGUUUGAAGGGCAAAUAAAAUGUGUUUGUUAAAGUGAA